Molecule: messenger RNA, 2836 nt
Organism: Hippocampus zosterae (dwarf seahorse)
Lineage: Eukaryota; Metazoa; Chordata; Actinopteri; Syngnathiformes; Syngnathidae
Gene: zfp36l2
Product: zinc finger protein 36, C3H type-like 2
Exons: 2
Coding region: 60-1334 (424 amino acids)
Molecular function (GO): metal ion binding; mRNA binding
Source: RefSeq, a predicted model, not a curated record
CCAAAAAGCAGUCGUGGCACAAACCAGCGCUCGUCGCAGUGCAGCCUGCUCGUUCCUCCAUGAAAGAAGGAGUGCACCAGCAAAUUUGGGGAAACGACGACAUGUCUGCGACCGUCUUGUCCGCCUUCUACGACAUGGACAUUCUUUACAAGCAGGAUAAAAGCACGAACAUGAACGCCCUUCACAUCAACAGCAUGCUGGACAAGAAGGCGGUCGGAGCCCCGGUUACCUCUGCGGGCUCCUGUGGCCCCUUCGCGCCGGGAUUUUUCCGUCGGAACUCCACCAGCAACGCGGAGGCAAUGAACAACGGCAACAAGUACACCAUGAGCUCCUCUUACAGCAGCCUGAAGGAGAACACGCCGAGCGGAACGACCACUCUCAUGAACAAGGAAAACAAGUUCCGCGACCGCGCGUACAGCGAGAGCGGAGAGCGGGCCGUGCUGCAGCAGAAGGCCGGCUCUCAGAUCAACUCCACCCGCUACAAGACCGAGCUGUGUCGGCCAUUCGAGGAGAACGGCUCGUGCAAGUACGGCGAGAAGUGUCAGUUCGCCCACGGCUACCACGAGCUCAGGAGCUUGUCCCGCCACCCCAAGUACAAAACGGAGCCGUGCCGCACGUUCCACACCAUCGGCUUCUGCCCCUACGGUCCCCGGUGCCACUUUAUCCACAACGCCGACGAGCGCCGGCCCGCUCCGAGCGCCAAUGCCAACGUGCAGGCGGGGGAGCCCCGCGGCUACGGCCAAAGGGACAUCCUCCCCGCUCCUCAGCAGCAGCUCUGUUACACCCAGAGGGACAGACCAAAGCUUCACCACAGCCUUAGCUUCUCCGGCUUCUCCAGCCACCACGGCCUGGACUCCCCGCUGCUGGAAAGCCCCACGUCGCGGACCCCGCCGCCGCUCGCCUCCUCCUGCAUGUCCUCGUCCAGCUUCUACGACGACGUGCUGUCGCCGAACUCCAUGUCUUGCAUCAACAGUGCCUUCAACUUCCCCGGGCAAGACUUAAAGACUUUGCUGGCCCCGCUGGCCGUGCAUACCUCCGGCGGCUACUCCAACAACCACUCGGCCGGCGGCCCCCACUACGGGGGCGUGCAGGGCGGCAUGUGCCCCCCGUCACCUCCCACAUACAACAUGAGCCACUUGCAGACUCUGCGCCGUCUCAGCGAGUCACCGGUGUUCGAGCCUCCCCCCAGCCCCCCGGACUCUCUCUCAGACAGAGAGAGCUACGCCAGCGGGUCCCUCAGCUCCUCCGGGAGCCUUAGCGGCUCCGAGUCGCCCAGUCUGGACGCUGGGAGACGUUUGCCAAUCUUCAGCAGGCUGUCGAUUUCAGAUGACUGAGCGUGUCUUUUUUUUUCUUCUGUGUAGUGGAUUAUGUCAGCAGCUUCCACCUUGCUAAAGUGCCUUUGAGCAGCAAGACAUUUAUUUCUACCAGCUGAAGAGGUGGUGGCCCUGCUCUGACCUCCCUGGUGGGGGGCAAGUGGGGAAAGUUCCACCCACGGGGAUCAAUAAGUGUCCUUGACCUGGCAUUAGAUUAUAAUGUGUGUGUGUUUUCUGUAAUAUAGCUGUAUCAAAAGUUUAGAUAGCCAACAGAAGGCAUUCCAUCAGUGCCUUGCCCAAGGGCUCAUGCCAGCCUUUCUUCCCUGUUUUUUUUAAUUAAUUGUUUUUGUUAUUGCUCUAUCAGGCGAGUCAGACUUUUCCUGGGAUUAGAUGACUUGACAAGACGAAGAGACUGUAAAAGCGAGUCGAUUUCCUCCUAUCCUGCCAAGAAUAUGCCUUGACUCAAAGUAACAUUUUUUUCCGUUUUCAAAGUGCUUGGUUUUUUUUUUCCUUCUCCUCUGAAAAGCUUCAACUUCCAUUCCAUAUGUCUUCUCACAGCGCUACCCAGUGGUUAGGUUGGUUAGUGUGGCUUGUUGCUUGGUUGAAAAUGCAUUCUUGAGUUGGGUUUGUUUGGGGAAAUCACUGCUGAUGGUUGAAUAUAUCUAUUUUUUUUAGCUGUUUGAGUGAUUUGCAUAGCGGUGCAUAACUGGCUAUGGACUAUUUAACUUAUUUAUUAUCUUGUGAAACAAGUAUAGGCUACAUUGGUAAUUUGUGUCCAUACUAUAUUUAUCAAGUAUGAUGAAGCAAUAGAUCUAUAUUCUUUUAUGUUUAAAUUAUGAUCGCCAUUAUUAAUCUGCAUAAAGUGGAGUGUAUGUUCUUUUUCACAGUAAUAUAUAUUGUUUUCUCCUUUUUUUGUAACUUCACUUGGUUAUUUUUUAUUGUAAAUGAGUAAAAAAAAUCUUAAUUUAAGAAAACGUAUGUGAUAUUUAUUUCAUUAAUUUUGUUUCCUUGUUUACGUUUAUUAAAGUUUGCAUAAUUGCUGUUUUGCUUCUGAGCUUGUGUCAAUGCUGUAGAAGGCUUUUUUUCCCUUCUGAGAAUCCUUAUUUAGAUGAUUCUGUAGAAUGUAAACGGUGUGGUUGUAUAGACCGUCCAAACCUUGUUUUAUUUAGAUCAGCGACAAAGAAUCCAAGUCAAUAAAUUUAACCAAAAAGUAUUUUUUUUUCUUAUUUUCCUUUGCACGAGGUCACACUGUGAUUCCAGCCACGUGCUUAAGAAUGUAGCAAUCCCAAGUGCCCCAGUAUUAUUGUGUAGUGCCUAUGGGGCUCACCAACAUGACAUGCCUUUAAAAUUAACCAAAUAAAGUAUUUUUUUUCUUACAUGGCAUCUUUUAUACACAGGUUCAAAUGAAUGUAGUUUUUGGAUUCUAUUUUUAACUAAAGGUUGUUACCACUCAGAUACUCUGACAACAACAGCCAUAACCUCUCUUAGACCACGUUCCACUUCAUUUGAUUUUUUAUUUUUUU